Entrophospora sp. SA101 is the source of this 627-nucleotide messenger RNA. NCBI's taxonomy places the organism in Eukaryota, Fungi, Glomeromycota, Glomeromycetes, Entrophosporales, Entrophosporaceae. The record is from the annotation of a GenBank genome assembly.
AUGGGAGGUGAAAAAAAUAUUAAAGUUGAAAAUUCGCAAGAUGAUUUUCAAUCAUCAAAGAGCCUAAAUAACAAAACUAUUGAUUGGAAUGGACUGGAAUGGUUUAAAAAUUCUCAUACUUUUUGGAUUGUUUCAAAACCGGAACCAAAACCAGUAGAACGUUUUAAAUUGCAUCUCGCGGAUUUAAAAGAUUCCGACAAACCCUAUCUCCCGCCAAACUUAGAUUAUCGAAAAGCAAUUUCAGACUUCCUAAAAUCAAUGAAACCACUGAUUUUGGAAACUCUUGUAAAUAUUUGGCCCAAUUUAAAAUUUCCUGAGCACGUAAGAUUGGUUUUUACUAUCCCGGCUGAAUGGAGUCCUGAAGCAAUUGGAAUAUUACAAGAUUGUAUACUUAAAGCAGGUUAUACGACAAAAAAUUCGAAGAAUAAUUUAGAGUUUACUACUGAACCCGAAGCUGCAGCAUUAUACUGUAUGGAGAAGUUGGAAGAACUUCGGUUAAGUGAAGGAUCAACUUUAAUGGUGGUAGAUUGUGGAGGUGGUACAGUUGAUUUGACAGUCAGAAAGUUAUUAUCCAAAAAUAAAUUAUCGGAAAUUACAGAACGUAGUGGGGACCUUUGUGGUAUUUGA